Messenger RNA from Polistes canadensis, 896 nucleotides. Its product is annotated as transmembrane protein 114. The transcript has 6 exons. The record is from RefSeq and is a predicted model, not a curated record. NCBI's taxonomy places the organism in Eukaryota, Metazoa, Arthropoda, Insecta, Hymenoptera, Vespidae. Gene Ontology annotation, cellular component: plasma membrane. The coding region runs from base 72 to 830 and encodes 252 amino acids.
UUUGGUGAGGAAGAGACAGAAGGAAAUAAAGGAAGAAAUAGAUAGACAGAUAGAAAGAUAGAAGAAAAGAGAUGGCGAAUAGAAUGAAGUCACUCUAUAACCAGGUAAUAUUCGAAAGGCGAAUUUUGCUCGGUUGCACAGCCCUCCUUGGACUCUCGGUGUGCAUAUGGGCCGUAGCAAUAGGAACCGACCAUUGGUUCACCGUCGAAGCACCCAAUGACCAAGGCCUGCCGCUGGGAGAUUCUGGAGCGACUGGCCGGAGACUGAUCUACAAGCAUAUGGGUCUCUGGAGGGGUUGCGUCAGUGGUUUAAUACCUAAAACGAAGAAUUCCAGCGAGCUAGUGCCUUACAGAGAAUGCAAAUAUCAGGAAAUGUUUCCACCUGAAUCGAAGAUAGACAUGGAUCCAGGUUUAGACAGAACGGUUCUUAAAAAACCACGUGAUUAUGCGAGGACUCAGGUCUCGUUCGCUGUUAUUAGUAUGUUUAUAAUGAUAAUGGGAUUCUGUUUCUCCAUCUACACGUUCCGCAACCCACGGUACAUGUUCAAGCGACUAGCUGGUGGAAUACAUUUCAUUAGUGCUGCUUGCAACAUGGUAGUCAUACAAGUCCUACUUUCCUCGGUCGAAUACGAGAGAACGAACGUUUACGAAACGUUUCCUAAAGGUGCAUCCAUGAGAUACGAUUUUUCUCUUAUCCUUGCAUGGAUCGUCUUCCUUUGCAACCUAGUCGCGGGAUGUGCUUUCAUGCUUUUCUCAAGAAAAAGGAAAAGAGAUAAAGCGCCAACCGAGGAAAUCGCUAUGGCCGAUGAACCAACGAUAAUCGGUCGUUAGGGUUGUAAGGGAGUAGGAAUGUAGAAACGUGUCAAGUUAAAUGAAACACUCUGUAUACUCAAGACA